GACUACUGAUUUGAUUGAAUGCCGCAGGAGGACUCUGUUUGAGCAUGCGCAGUACCCUGUCAGCAUGGAGUUGAGGAAGUUUUGUGCCAGAGGCACCUGAGCGUAAAUUGUCUCUUAUUCAAACCACUACGGGAACGUUUCUACACACGUGUUGACCGUGGAAGUUGAAAGUGAAAACAGCGAUGAUCUCAUCUACUGAUCUGGAGCAGCUGGCUGAAAUAGAGCUGCAGAAGGAGGAAGAUGAGGAACAGGGUCGUCAUGGGUACCGUCCGGAUCGCCCUCCAGCCCCACGUAGAGUCAGCUUCAGCCAGGACACCUCUCACCCCUACUACGAUGUGGCUCGACACGGGAUCCUACAGGUCACAGGUGAUGAUAACUAUGGCAGGAAGCUAGUGAUCUUCAGUAGCUGCCUGAUGCCCCCCUCCCAUCAGCUCAACCACCACCACCUACUGCAGUAUCUGAUGUAUACCCUGGACCAGUAUGUAGAGAGUGACUAUACGGUAGUGUAUUUCCACCAUGGUCUCCGCAGCUGCAACAAGCCCUCGCUACACUGGCUACGAAACGCCUACAGAGAAUUUGACAGGAAAAUGUCAUCUUUCCAUCCUACUAACUUUAUCAGAAUCAUCUGGAAUAUAUUCCAACCACUCAUCAGUCACAAGUUUGGUAAGAAGUUGACCUAUGUAAACUACCUGUCUGAGCUCAGAGAUCACCUGAGCUGGGAUCAGCUCAUCAUCCCACCUGAUGUCCUCAGGCAUGACGAGAGGCUGCAGGCGGCCCAGAAGGGAGGUCCCUCAUCUAAGACUCCUCCCCCUAGACCUCCUCUGCCCACUCAGCAGUUUGGAGUCAGCCUGCAAUAUAUUGCUGAGAAGAACCAGGGAGUUAUGAUCCCUCCUGUGAUGUCCCAGACUGUGUCUUAUCUCAAAGACAAAGGCCUCCAGACAGAAGGCAUCUUCAGGAGGUCCGCUCGUGUUCAGCUCAUCAAGGACGUCCAGAAGCUCUACAACCAGGGGAAGCCAGUGGUGUUUGAGCAGUACGGAGACAUCCACGUGCCUGCUGUCAUCCUGAAGACCUUCCUCAGAGAGCUUCCUGAACCUCUGCUCACCUUCCCCCUCUACCACCAGAUACAGGACAUAGUCCGAGUGGAGAGCAGUCUACGAGUGACCACCUGUAAACACAUCCUAGAGAGACUACCAGAACACAACUACAUGGUGUUGAAGUACCUGCUCUGCUUCCUGAACAUGGUCUCUCAGCAGAGUAUCAUCAACAAGAUGUCUCCCUCCAACCUGGCUUGUGUGUUUGGUGUCAAUCUGUCCUGGCCUUCUCAGGGCUCUGUCUCUCUGACAUCUCUAACACCACUCAACAUCUUCACUGAGAUCCUUAUAGAACAUUACCAUACAGUCUUCAGCUCCCGCUGCCCACGAGCAGAGGUACUGCCCUGAUACCACCUGAUACCAGCCCUGAUACCACCUGAUACCAGCCCUGAUACCACCUGAUACCAGCCCUGAUACCACCUGAUACCAGCCCUGAUACCACCUAAUACCAGCCCUGAU
This is a messenger RNA of Oncorhynchus gorbuscha (pink salmon), 1550 nucleotides long. RefSeq names its product rho GTPase-activating protein 8-like. Gene Ontology annotation, cellular component: cytoplasm. Gene Ontology annotation, biological process: small GTPase-mediated signal transduction; negative regulation of endocytic recycling. The transcript has 14 exons. The coding region runs from base 183 to 1439 and encodes 418 amino acids. NCBI's taxonomy places the organism in Eukaryota, Metazoa, Chordata, Actinopteri, Salmoniformes, Salmonidae. The record is from RefSeq and is a predicted model, not a curated record. Gene Ontology annotation, molecular function: GTPase activator activity.